AGAGGCAUGUGAGUUAACUGUGUCAAAAGGUGGCAUGACCUCAAGUCCUGCAAUUAUUUCCAGGCAUGUCUCACAUCUGACUAAAUUCAACAGAAAAUGUCCCUUGAGUUUUAAAAGGAGUGUGAUUAUGACAAGUCCUCGCAAUUUGCCUGUGAUACCGAGAGGAGAAUGAAUGGUCAUGUAAAGAGUAUGCAUUUUGGACAGUUUAUGGAACCAGUAACAACAUUACUCUCUCUGCUGCUGCUUAUGGCUGUUGAUUCAACACGGAUUGUGGCGGCGAGCAGAAACCAGCAGUGUGGGAAUUCUCUGCAACAGACUCUUAAGCUUACAAGACUCAUACAGAAGGAAUCUGUUGACUUAAUCAAAACAUAUAAAGCCUCUCAAGGAGAAAUGUCAGAGCUUCUCUGCAAGGUGUCUGUCCCCAUCGUCCCUGACCCCAAAAUCUCCGGCAUGGAUACCUCAGAGAAAAUAGUGAGCAUCUACACACACCUCCAGGCCUUCCUCCCACAUUUGAAACGCGUGUACGAGCAGCAGACGGACUUACAGUUGCCCACCAGCCCGGUGCUGGACGGGCUGACCCGUGUCAGCGCUCACAGCAGAAACCUGGCUGCUCUCAUAAACAUCUUCUAUCAGAGUCUCUUCCCGAAUGUUCCCAUACAGGAGCCGGCAGGGGGGCCGACAGCACUACCUCCACCUCAGAACGUGUUCCAGCAGAAGGUCUAUGGAUGUGUGGUGCUGAAAACAUACAAAGAGCUCUUAGCAAAUGUUUCCAAAGAGCUGAGGACUCUGAAAAACAACAAGUGCAAGAGGAUAUAAACAAACACGCUCUACUUCUGAGGAUGACCUAAGGCUGGCCUUAGACGAUCAAUAUCAUCAAAACUCAUACUCAUAUGUUUGAUAAAGACUUAAAUAUAAAAGUGAGUAUGAAGGUGGCUGGUACAUCAGAGUAAUGACGUCUAUUUAUGGUAUUUAAUAUUUAUUUUUCAUGGUUCUCAUAAAAAGAAUGUUGUUCAUCAAAGGUCAAGAAUGUAAAGGGAAAUGUGCUCAAGUUGUCUCAUAUAUAUUUGUUCCUAUUUGUUGACACAAAUUUAUUGGCUGUAAAAAACUAUUAAAAGAUCAUGUACAGCUUUA
Notolabrus celidotus (New Zealand spotty) is the source of this 1131-nucleotide messenger RNA. It is a transcript of the gene m17, whose product is annotated as IL-6 subfamily cytokine M17. Bases 169 to 816 code for a protein of 215 amino acids. The record is from RefSeq and is a predicted model, not a curated record. Gene Ontology annotation, molecular function: ciliary neurotrophic factor receptor binding; cytokine activity. NCBI's taxonomy places the organism in Eukaryota, Metazoa, Chordata, Actinopteri, Labriformes, Labridae. Gene Ontology annotation, biological process: immune response; negative regulation of neuron apoptotic process; ciliary neurotrophic factor-mediated signaling pathway. The transcript is spliced from 4 exons. Gene Ontology annotation, cellular component: extracellular region.